AUCGUGUCCAAGAACGCUAUGCAGUACCGUGGGAAUGCCCAGCACGAUGCGCAGGAGUUCCUGCUUUGGCUCCUAGACAGAGUCCACGAAGAUCUGAACAACGUAGUGAACUCCAGCGGCAUGCCUCCGCUCAAGCCACCACUGGAGGAUGAUGUGCUGCUCGAGGGACCAGCCUUUCCAAUCAGCAGUACUUUUGUGCAGGAACUCUUUCAAGCCCAGUACAGGUCCUCUCUGACGUGCCCUCAUUGCCAGAAGCAGAGCAACACCUUUGACCCUUUCCUCUGCAUCUCUCUGCCGAUUCCCCUGCCUCAUACACGGCCGCUGUACGUCACCGUGGUGUACCGGGGGAAGUGCUCGCACUGCAUGCGCAUCGGGGUGGCCGUGCCCAUCUCGGGGACGGUGGCCAGGCUGCGGGAGGCUGUGUCCUCGGAGACCAAGAUUCCCACGGAGCAGAUCGUGCUGACAGAGAUGUACUACGAUGGGUUUCAUCGUUCUUUCUGCGACACUGAUGACCUGGACACCAUUCAUGAAAGCGACUGCAUCUUUGCCUUUGAGACCCCGGAGAUAUUUAGGCCUGAGGGUAUCCUCAGUCAGAGGGGAAUACACGUGAACAAUAACCUGAAUAACUUGAAAUGUGGCACUGAGCACUCCCGAACAAUAUCGUACUCUCAAGGAACAGUGAAGUCUGUAAAACUGGAACAGUCCUCUACUAAACCAGCAGCAAGCGACAAGAUUGUGUUGCUGGUGUGUAACAGAGCGUGCACUGGGCAGCAGAGCAGAAGGUUUGGCUUGCCCUUUGUGUUGCAUUUGGAAAAAACAAUUGCUUGGGAUAUUCUGCAGAAGGAGAUUCUGGAGAAGAUGCAGUAUUUCCUGCGACCUGCAGCCUGCAUGCAGGUUUGCCCGUUCAGCUUGCGCGUGGUCAGUGUUGUGGGCAUAACGUACUUGCUACCUCAGGAGGAGCGGCCCCUCUGCCAUCCAACCGUGGAAAGGGCAUUGAAAUCAUGUGGACAGGGGGGAACUGCUCAUGUGAAACUAGUGGUGGAAUGGGACAAAGAAACUAAAGAUUUCUUGUUUGUGAAUACAGAAGAGGAGUAUAUUCCAGACUCCGAAAGUGUCCGCCAGCAGAAAGAGCUUCAUCAUCAACCUCAGACCUGCACUUUAUCUCAGUGUUUCCAACUGUACACCAAAGAGGAACAGCUUGCCCCAGAUGACGCAUGGCGAUGCCCACACUGCAAGCAGCUGCAGCAGGGUAGCAUCACACUGAGCCUCUGGACCUUGCCUGAUGUUCUCAUCAUACAUCUCAAAAGGUUUAGACAGGAAGGAGACCGAAGGAUGAAACUUCAGAACAUGGUUAAAUUCCCCCUGAGUGGCUUGGACAUGACUCCUCAUGUUGUUAAACGCAGUCAGAGCAGCUGGAGUCUGCCAUCCCACUGGUCACCCUGGAGGCGACCCUACGGUCUCGGGAGGGAUCCCGAGGACUACAUCUAUGACCUGUACGCUGUCUGCAAUCAUCACGGCACCAUGCAAGGGGGACACUAUACAGCAUAUUGCAAAAACUCGGUCGACGGACAGUGGUACUGCUUUGAUGACAGCGAUGUUCAGCAGCUUUCUGAAAAUGAAGUCUGCAAGCAGACAGCUUAUAUCCUUUUCUACCAGAGACGCACAGCAAUCCCGUCGUGGUCUGCUAACAGCUCUGUGGCAGGCUCCACAAGCUCCUCGCUCUGUGAGCACUGGGUCAGCCGCCUCCCUGGUAGCAAGCAGCCCAGCAUUGCUUCGGCAGCGUCGUCGCGGCGCACGUCUCUGGCUUCGCUCUCGGAAUCGGUGGAACUGACUGGGGAAAGGAGUGAAGAUGAUGGAGGAUUUUCAACUCGUCCCUUCGUACGGAGUGUCCAGCGUCAGAGCUUGUCAUCUAGAUCUUCUGUCACCAGCCCGCUGGCAGUGAGUGAAAACGGUGUCAGGCCCUCGUGGUCGCUCUCGGCAAAGCUGCAGUUGCGCUCCAACUCUCCAUCCCGCUUCUCUGGGGAUUCCCCUGUGCAUACCUCUGCUUCCACCCUGGAGAAGAUCGGGGAGGCUGCCGAUGAUAAAGUCACCACCUCUUGCUUCGGCAGCCUGAGGAACCUCUCGAGCAGCUACUUGGAGCCCUGUGACGGCAGCCGGCGAGAGCAGCGGACGGCUCGCCGGGCGCCCUUGGCUGUCAUGGAAGGGGCAUUCCGGGAAGAGUCUGUGAGGGAAUCUAGCUCAGACCUGUCAGACGGGUGUGGGAAAAGCUCUGUGCAGCCAGACAGGAAUCACCCGGCUUUGGACCCCUUCGAUAACAACAAUCAAAUCGCCUUUGUUGAUCAGAGUGAUUCUGUGGAUAGCUCUCCGGUCAAGGAGGUGAAAGCUCCCAGUGGGACAGGGCUGGCUGCAGAGAGGGUGGAUGGCACCCCUAAGAGGGCUCACAGCUCCAGGGGAGUUUCUGAGCCAGAUAAAAGUUUGAGGAAGGGAAGGACAGUCUUACCUACCCAAGAGACCAAAGUCUCUCACUCUUCUCCUCCUCCACUAAAGAGUUCCCAGAAAGUUUCCCGGUCUAGAAAUAAGGCAGACUCCUCUAGGGCUAGUGGGCGACAUGGGUCUCCUGCUCCCGCUCAGACGAGGAAGGACCACAGCACGAAGCCCCUUGAGGUGGCUGUCCCCUCGGCUCAACAGAAGCAGAAGUCAGGUUCUUCUCCAUCCUCCACAGCUGCCAAGAAAACCCCCUCAGGCUCAUUGACUAAGGGCUCUUCUGCUGGGAGGAGCCGGACUUCAGAGCGAAGCCUCAGCAGGGAGGGCUCUAAGAUAAGCCUGGGGUCGGAUAAAACGAGCGUUACCAGCAGUUCAAGAACGAGCUCCCCGCGGAUAAGCCACUCCAGGAGUGACAGCAGGGCAGUAGACAGCAAGCACGUGCGGAGUUCCUCUAUGGCCAACCUGCGGUCUCCCAACGUUGGCGUGCGUUCUGGUUUGAAGAGGGACAGCAAGUCGGAAGAGAAAGGAUUGUCUUUCUUUAAAUCAGCCUUAAGGCAGAAGGAGACCCGGAGGUCAGCAGACCUGGGAAAGACAACAAUGCUCUCAAAAAAGACAGCGAGUGGCGGUUCCAAGUCAGGCAGUAAAACUGUGCUGGAGGACAAAUCGGAGAGAGGUUUUGUCCCUCCAGCCUCUCAAACCAAUGCCAACGUUACUGCAAAAGAAAAACUUGUCCCAAAAGAUGCCACACCCAACAAACAUUCUCUGCUAUCCAGUCGCAAGUCCAAGUCUUCCCAGGUAGAUCCCGGAGUCCAGUCUCCUCCUUCCAGUGGCAAGCAGUCUGCUGACAAGCCGCUGAAAAAAUUACCUUCCAGCAUGCAGGUGUCUGUACGGCCUUCUCUGGAACCUCAGUGA
Pterocles gutturalis (yellow-throated sandgrouse) is the source of this 3396-nucleotide messenger RNA. It is a transcript of the gene USP31, whose product is annotated as ubiquitin specific peptidase 31. Bases 19 to 3396 code for a protein of 1125 amino acids. Gene Ontology annotation, molecular function: cysteine-type deubiquitinase activity. The transcript has 15 exons. Lineage: Eukaryota; Metazoa; Chordata; Aves; Pterocliformes; Pteroclidae. Gene Ontology annotation, biological process: protein deubiquitination. The record is from RefSeq and is a predicted model, not a curated record.